Molecule: messenger RNA, 3773 nt
Organism: Grus americana (Whooping crane)
Lineage: Eukaryota; Metazoa; Chordata; Aves; Gruiformes; Gruidae
Gene: GYG1
Product: glycogenin 1
Exons: 8
Coding region: 220-1431 (403 amino acids)
Cellular component (GO): cytoplasm
Molecular function (GO): glycosyltransferase activity
Source: RefSeq, a predicted model, not a curated record
CGCUGCCUGCCUGAGCCGCAGCGCCCUGACAAGGGCUCCUACCCUCCAUCCGCACAGUGGAACACUUUGAAGCUCCGCUUGGCCUCGGAGGCACCGGUGGUGAGGGGUAAGAAGCCCCCACGCCGCGGUCCCAGAUCUCGUCUCCGCGCCCUGAGCGGGCGACCACCGCCGCCGAGCUCCGGGCCCCCAGCGCGGGGCCCACCCGAAGCCGGAGGAGAGAUGACGUGCCAGCGCCGCGGCAGACCAUGGCGGAGACCCCGCCCCGCGGCGACGCGGGGAUUCCUUAGGGCGGGGCCUCCGCCUCCGGCCACAGACGUAUCGCGCGUGGCCCCGCCCCUAUAUAAGGGGCGCCUUAGCGCAGCGCUGCGAGCGCGGCCGCCGCCUCUGCCUCAGCCGUUCCGCGGAGCUGGUACCAUGGCAGACCAGUCUUUUGUGACUCUAGCCACAAAUGACUCCUAUGUGAAAGGAGCACUGGUACUUGGUUCAUCCUUGCAACAGUCCAGAACAACAAGGAAGCUGACUGCACUCAUAACUCCUCAGAUUUCAGAUCUUAUGAGGAGAGUGCUGGAAAAAGUCUUCGAUGAAGUCAUAUUGGUAAACGUCUUGGAUAGUGGGGAUUCAGCACACUUGGCAUUAAUGAAAAGACCCGAGCUGGGUGUUACACUAACAAAGCUUCACUGCUGGGAACUGACGCAGUUUUCAAAAUGUGUUUUCAUGGAUGCAGACACAAUGGUUUUGUCAAAUAUUGAUGAGCUUUUUGAGAGAGAAGAGCUGUCUGCAGCACCAGAUCCAGGCUGGCCUGACUGUUUUAAUUCUGGAGUUUUUGUUUACCGACCUUCCAUUGAAACAUACAAUCAGCUGUUACAGUUUGCCACAGAGAAAGGCAGCUUUGAUGGUGCAGAUCAAGGGUUAUUAAACACCUUCUUCAGCAGCUGGGCAACAACAGACAUAAACAAACAUCUACCAUUUAUUUAUAAUUUGAGCAGUACUUCUGUAUAUUCCUACCUUCCAGCAUUUAAAGCGUUUGGUGCAAAUACUAAAGUGGUGCAUUUCCUGGGAAGCACAAAGCCAUGGAACUAUACAUAUGACUCCAGAACAAAAAGCAUAAAAGGCAGUAUGGAUGACCCUAAAAUAGUUCACCCAGAAUUCCUCAACAUGUGGUGGGAUACCUAUAUAGCUAAUGUUUUACCAUUACUAGAACAGCAUGGAAUCGCUAAAGAAACUACUACAGGUGUAAACAUGCUAUCGGGCUUGGUCUAUACUCUGGCUUUCUCUUGUGGCUUCUGUAGAGAGGAAAGCUGCACAAUCCCUGCCCAUUGGCAAUGCUUGCUGCUGCGCAUGAGAACGUCUACUUCGUUGUCCCAUUUUAUGGCCUGUUGCUCACUGGCUGUGCAAAGUAUUUCUAUAUUUUUACUCUGCCUUUCCUUUUAGACAGAGGUUACAGAGGCAGUGUCCCACAUAUCAAUAUCAGCACCAUCACCAGCAUUACCAACUGUAUCUUCAGAAGAACGCAAGGAACGGUGGGAACAGGGCCAAGCUGACUAUAUGGGAGUGGAUUCCUUUGACAACAUCAAGAAGAAACUUGAUACCUACCUUCAGUAGAAAUGCCUGUCUCAAACAGUGGUGAUGCAAGGACUUGUUCCAGAACUAACAGCUAGAAAGGUGUAGAUGGUGGUCAGUUACACUUGCUAGUAGCUUGAUGAAAAACUUCUUGGCUGAAGGCCUCUGCAGUGCUACAGAUGAAGACUGAGCAAAAGCUAGGAAGCAGAAUUCCUUGGGCCACCUGUAACUGCCCAAUAUCCAAUUCUCCCUACUAGAUAAAACCAGGUAUUUUCAGUUUAAAUUUUCUUCUGUUGUGAUCAAUUGGCUCAACAUAUUCCUUGAAACUGGGUUUGUUACCUCACCUCAUUAAGGUGAUUAGCUAUGAUUCCUUUGCUUGCUGUUUUAGAUGUAAAAUCUAAUUCAUGGGAUUGCUCGUACACUAGAGUGGUAGCCAUUCUGCUUUACCAUAAAUGUAUUGAUGACACUGGGAUACAUACAGAUGUAACAGUAUUAGCACUGCUUUGCUCUUCCAGUCACAAUUGCACUGAAGUUUUGACCAGGUUCUUACGCACAGUGCCUACAGCAUGGCAGAAUGCAUUUUUCAGUUCUGUAUACUAUGGGACUAGUGAACUGAGUUUUAUCUGUUACUUGCAAUAUUGCACUUGAUACAAAAAUAAAAAGUUGUCAUGCAUUUCUGGCUUCCCUAAACUCUUGAGCAAUAACAAAAAAAAAAGGGAGCUCUGAAGUAGUCCAAAACAUUCAACAGGUAUAACCCUUAAGCUUUGCUGAUGUUACUCUAGCUAUCACUAGCAACUGUCCAGCUUUUAGUUCUGUAAUUAUUUAGAGUAUAUAGUCAUUUGCCAGGGAGCUGUUUAGGGCCACUCCCCUUAGGGCAAGCUAAUAAGUAUAGGAUGGCAGUGGAGGAAGUAUCUGCUGAAGCUGCUCACGUAAGAAACAUGGAGCUUGGGAAGAGGGAAUCUUUCUUUUGGUGACUGAAGAAACAUCAUCCCUAAUGUAAGCCCUGUACACUGUGAACUUGUUUUUAAACAAAAUGGUGAUGUUAUUUUGGCAAGAAAAGAGCUUGCUAAAUAGCUUCUUAAGUAACUAUACCUACCCUGAUUAGGAAAACUACUCUUUCCGUGUGCGCAGAGAAUAAAAGAAAGCACUUUUUUCCCCCCACACUCAGGCUACAGAUUGUAAUCUAAGAUGCAUGGAAAAGCAGUAAAAAUACCACAAUAACAAAAGCAUGCUGAAGACAGACAGAAAUUGGCUGUUAUCUGUACUAAGUUUCAGAUCCAUCCUUUAGCCAAAUUACUGUUCUGUCUUUGACAGCUAUGCUGUGUACUAGUCCAGAAACACUGAAAAAAUAUUUCCUAAUAAAGGAGGAUUUUGGCAGGAAGCUAGUAAGGGUGCUAAACUUUUAGCCUAGAGAUAAAAUAAACAGUCAACAAGCUCUCACCAUUUGCUGGUAAAGCAGAAGAUGUAAUCUGGGUAUGAGAGUUAGUUUGUUUUAACUUGUUUUUACUACUUAAUUGCUCUAAGGUUCCUUGGUCACCAUUUAGCAAAAAUGCUAAAGCUGAGGUCCAGACCAAAGUAGCUUGUAGCUAUUUAAAAGUACAAAGCAUCUGAACCCCGAGUUGUAACUAGGCCUUUCCUGUGUGGGUUUUUCUUUUGCUGUGUUGGGUUUUUGUAACAGAUAAAUUUGAAGUUGUGUGAAAGCAGGAGGGAUUAUUAGUUACAAUCUGUGGUGACAGAAGUAUACUUUAGCCAACAAGUAUAAAUAUUGGCAUUCUGCAUGCUCACAAAAUACUCUGUGGAAAAUGAUAAAAUAAGUCUUUUGAAAACAGCUAAACAGUCUUAACUUUGCUCCCCUUGUCUGUAUUUGUACUAGAGAAUAGGCACGUUACUACUUUUUAAGCUUAGUUGGAAAGAACUGGAAGUGUAAAAGCAUGAGACCUGAAGACUGAAACUGGAAAAUCUGUUUUAGCAUGUAAGUUUUGUAACAUUAACACAAGAUAAGGAGAGAUGCCGAAUAAGAUGAAAACCUGCAUGUUUGGGGUUAACAAAUACAGUUAGUAAAGAAAGAAAACCUAUAAAAACAUUCUGUCCUAGCCUCUGUGACUCAUACUAUGGUCAAGUGUUUACCCACAGCCUCAGGAAAGCAAAAGGCAUGAUAUCUAUACCAAACUCUAUGCAGCUUAUUUUCAAAUAAAAUGACCUUUAUGUCAUUA